AUUCGGUGCGUAUAAAAUCAAAGAAUUUCGUCUUCACAGCGUCUACUGCAGACAGCCGGACUUGUGUUUGUUUGUUUGUUUACAAACGGAGUUAUGAGAAACGAGAAGCAGUUGCGACGUGUAGUGAAUUUUGUAUUGUCCAUCGUUGUGUUUAUUGCUUGGGGUUAUGUGAUAGCUACUGGUUAUUAUAUGUCAAACCGAAAUUUAAGAAAAAGUCAGCUGAUGUGUUAAAUUUCUUAUAAUAUUCAAAGUCAUGGCAUUUUCUGCUGAUGCUGCUGCCUUCCAGGUGCAGGAACGACUGAAAGCCUUAUAUCAUCUUGUGCAUGAGAUUGAAGAAGAAAGAGUAAGGAGUGAACAUAACCUUAACAACAUAUCUAAAGCACAUGACAAAAUAAAUCAAGAAGAAAAAGUUUCUCCAUAUUACCAGCAAAAAUUGAAAGGCUUAUACAAAGCGGCAGUAUCUGAUGCUGCUCAAGAAGAGGAACUUAUAAGAAAUGCCCUUAAUAAAGUGAAUGAAAUUCGGGCAAUUAGAAAUGAAAGGAGAAUUCAAGCAAGAAAUGCUGGUAACAAGGAGACAAUUCGUAGAGGGGCUCUCAUGAAAAUGUUGCAGAGUUCUGCUCAGACCUUACCACUUUGGGUGGGAAAAUUAGGGGAAAAGCCACCACCACUGUGUGGAGCAGUUCCAGCUGAACCUACAUAUAUUGCAAAGAUGGGAGAUAUGGUGGCAGCUUUAGUUAAAGGUGCUGAGGAAGGGGACAAUUGGAUUCUGGCUGAGGUUGUGCAGUUCAACCAGGCAACAAAUAAGUAUGAGGUGGAUGACAUAGAUGAAGAACAGAAGGACAGGCAUAUUCUUAGUAGGAGGCGUGUUGUUCCUCUUCCUUUGAUGAGAGCUAAUCCAGAGACAGACCCCCAUGCUCUGUUUCCUAAGGGAGCCACAGUAAUGGCAUUAUAUCCCCAGACAACUUGCUUCUACAAAGCAGUUGUGAAUCAGCUGCCAACUACUUCCACUGAAGAAUAUGAAGUUCUGUUUGAGGACUCAUCGUAUGCAGAAGGCUAUUCACCACCUCUCACUGUGGCACAACGUUAUGUUAUAUCCAUAAAGGAUAAGAAAAAUAAAAUUCAAACUUGACACACA
Molecule: messenger RNA, 1135 nt
Organism: Schistocerca americana (American grasshopper)
Lineage: Eukaryota; Metazoa; Arthropoda; Insecta; Orthoptera; Acrididae
Gene: Sgf29
Product: SAGA-associated factor 29
Exons: 6
Coding region: 254-1129 (291 amino acids)
Cellular component (GO): SAGA complex
Source: RefSeq, a predicted model, not a curated record